AUGCCGAAGCCGUGGAGGCCGGUGCUGGCGUCGGCCACCAAGUGCUGCGCGGCGGAGGACGCGGCGGUGGCCCCCGACGGGCUGGCGCGGUGCCGGCCGCAGCAGUCGGAGCUUUCGCGUCGGCUGGCGUCCUUCCGGCGGCUCUCGUCGCUGGCCAACAGCCCGGCGUCGUCGGCCACCACCACCACCAUGGCGGACAAGGACGGCAGCGUGAAGCAGCAGCAGGGCGGCGGGGAGAUGGCGGGCCCGCUGCAGCUGCACUCGUUCGGCCUCGGCGAGCUCCGCGGCGUGACGCACGACUUCUCCAGCAGCUUCCUGCUGGGCGAGGGCGGCUUCGGCGCCGUGUACAAGGGCUUCGUGGACGCCGGCAUGCGCCCCGGGAUCUCGGCGACGCUGCCGUGGGGCACCCGGCUGAAGCUCCUCACGGGCCGCCGCGCCAUGGAGCACGUCCGGGGCCGCACCGCGCACGCGGAGCAGCAGGUGAAGCUCGUCGACUGGACCCGCCCGUACCUCAACGGCGGCAGCCGCCGGCUGCGCUGCAUCAUGGACCAGCGGCUGGCGGGCCACUACUCCGUCAAGGGCGCGCGCGCCGUCGCGCAGCUCGCCGUGCAGUGCACGGCGCAGCAGCCGCGGGACCGGCCAAGGAUGGUCGCCGUCGUCGAGGCGCUCGAGAAGCUGCAGGGGCUCAAGGACAUGGCCGUCACCGUCGGGCUCUGGCCCGCCACCGCGCCCGUUGCUGGCAGGAACGCCAUCUCGGCGAAGAUCCGCGCCGAGGUCAAGGGCGCCGGCGCUGGGUCCCGGCGGAGGAGCGCGUCCUCCAAGCUGCCUUGA
Messenger RNA from Miscanthus lutarioriparius, 831 nucleotides. NCBI's taxonomy places the organism in Eukaryota, Viridiplantae, Streptophyta, Magnoliopsida, Poales, Poaceae. The record is from the annotation of a GenBank genome assembly.